GCCGCACCCAGUCAAUAUCGGAACUCAUGGACUCAGGUGAAGCACAGGUGUUCAGACCCGCAGGUAGAAAAAGACAACACCAUACUCCUUUCCCUUUUUUUCUUCAUCACUGUUUCUGAAGAAUACUUUUAGUUUUUAUUUAAUUUCAGCAAUUUUUUAAAACAGAAGUGGUGUUCGUUUUUAUUUUAUUUUAUUUUUACAUAUUUUGUUGACUAACGAUGGAGUGAUUGUGUUUCAACCUUCACGGUGUUCAUACUGGAGCUUAUACUGCGUCCUUUGCGCACCAUGAAUUACAGCUCCACCAAACGAGCGCUUGCUGUGCUUAUUACCUGCACAUUUUUAAGUCUUCCUGAUUACUGUAACGGAGAAUCUUCACAUAAACCAAAUGCAGGGGCCACAAUUUUGCCCCCGACCAAGCCCGAUAAUGGACCCCAGGCUUAUCCAGAGGAUGUGCCUUCAAAUUUACCUGUGUUCACUAUGGACUAUCCCAGAAUACAAAUCCCGUUUGAGAUCACGUUAUGGAUGCUUCUGGCCUCGUUCGCAAAAAUCGGUUUUCAUGUGUAUCACAAGAUAACGAUCUGGGUGCCAGAGUCAUGCCUUCUCAUAGGCAUCGGUCUGAUUGUUGGCGCCAUCAUGCACUCAGUCCACGAGGAGCCUCCGGCUGCUCUCAGCAGCAAUGUCUUCUUCCUUUACAUGCUCCCCCCUAUCGUCCUGGACUCAGGCUACUUCUUGCCCACCAGGCUGUUCUUCGAGAACGUGGGCACGGUGUUGUGGUUUGCAGUGGUGGGGACCCUCUGGAACAGCAUCGGCAUCGGCAUGUCCCUGUUCGCGAUAUGCCACAUCGAGGCGUUCGGCGUGCAGGACAUCAACCUCCAGGAGAACCUGCUGUUUGCCGCCAUCAUCUCGGCAGUGGACCCUGUGGCGGUCCUCAACGUCUUUGAGGACAUUUCUGUGAACGAGCAGCUCUACAUCCUGGUGUUCGGAGAAUGUCUCUUUAACGACGCCGUCACCGUGGUGUUGUACAACAUGUUCUCCUUUGUGGCAGAGAUGGAGGUGGUGGAGCCCGAAGAUGUGUUCUUGGGAGUGGCGAGGUUCUUUGUGGUCGGCCUUGGGGGGAUGGGCUUCGGCAUCCUUUUUGGUUUUGUGGCCGCCUUCACAACGAGAUUCACCUCCAAGGUCCGAGAAAUCGAGCCCCUCUUCAUCUUCAUGUUCAGCUACCUGGCGUACCUGGUGGCCGAGCUCUUUGCCAUCUCCUCCAUCAUGGCCAUUGUUUGCUGUGCCCUCACCAUGAAGUACUAUGUCGAGGAGAACGUUUCCCAGCGUUCUUGCACAACCAUCCGGCACGUGGUCAAGAUGCUCAGCUCUAUCUCGGAGACCCUCAUCUUCUUCUUUUUGGGCGUCGCCACCGUAACGACCAAGCAUGAGUGGAACUGGGGCUACAUCCUUUUCACGUUGCUGUUUACCUUUUUAUGGAGAGGUCUGGGUAAGCAGGAUGCAAGGCCUCUACCAACUGUGCCACUUUAUAUUGAAAUACAAAUAUUUGUGCCUUUCAAUUCAUAUAAAAAAUCAAAUAAUUUCUAAUUGACAUCAUCAUAUAAAUCCAGGCUCAUUUGAAACAUUUUAAAAGUGUUUUUUUGUUUCUCUCUGCAGGGCAUCAGUAUCCGACCUCUGAUUGAGUUCAUCAACGUACGGAGGACCAACCGCGACGUAGAGACCAUCAAUGUAGAGAUUCACAGCAGGCUCAUGGAGCACACGAUGGCAGGAAUAGAGGAUCUCUGUGGACAGUGGAGUCACUUCUACUGGAAGGACAAAUUCAUGAAGUUCAACAACCGAAUACUACGUAGGGUCCUGAUCCGAGACAGCAGGGCCGAGUCCAGCAUUGUGGCGUUGUACAAGAAGCUGGAGCUGCAGAACGCCAUGGAGAUCCUGGACACGGUUUCUGGGGACAUCAGUGCUGCUCCUUCCCUCGUAUCCCUUCAACAAGAGAAGAAGGAAUUUGCUAAACCAAAGAAGGCAUUCAUGGCUGAGGACCUGAAAAACAUGCACAACCUCCUUUCCAAGAACAUGUACAAGAUCAGGCAACGGACGGUGGCGUUUACGAGUAAGUACGCUCUGCCCAACGACAACCAGCCCAGAGAGAUCCUGAUCAGACGCCACGCCAGCAUCCGCCGGAGCCUCCGACYCGGCAGCUUUCAGUCAGCGAUUCCAGACUCUCAGAAAUAUUUCUCACUUCCUACUGGACAGAGUCUGGGGUCAAAAUAUCCAUCUGCGAGGCGGAGUUAUGCAGAUGACCAUGAAACCAUGUCGGAAGUAGCCUAUCCUACCCGGCGCUUUCGAUUCAGCCAGCCCAAACGCUCCUCGUCCGGAGCCAUGAUGCCUCUUCACAGGCUGGGAACUCUGAAGGAAGUUCCCUCCACCGACGUCCUCAAUGAAAGCCAGAGUGAGAGCUUUGGCAAAGACCACAGCAAACCCCGAACUGGCUCCUCCUACAGCGACUCCCGCUUCCCAGCUCAUCCUCGCCACUUCGACCCUCCUGUUGACGAUAACAACGGCUCCGCUGAUGACGUAAGAAAUGAGGACGAGGCAGAAGAGGAGCAGCGGCGGCAGCAGCAGCAUCGCGGGGCUUUGAGGCCUCCGCCCAGCUGGGCAGCUGAACCCAGAGACAACACGCCUGGAAACCCUCUGCUCAGACGGCCGCAGUGAAACCCCAGGAAGUAAACGACUGCAUCAAAUAGAACCUCAAAUUGUAAAAAAAAAAAACUGAAGAGUCCUGAUUUUACUUUUAAAGAUGAAGGGCAAUUUACACUGGAGGUCUUUUUUUUUUCCACUUUUUUCUGAAGAUAAAGUCCCGGCUCAUAGGUAAACUUCGUAGAAAAGUGAAACAGUGAACAGUGAAGCGCAGCGCACUGCGGGGGAGGAGCUAUUUCAGAACGUCAGACAACUCUCAAUGUGUCUCAUUUAAAAUUUUACUAUUCAUUUUUAUAUUGUUUUAAGGUGUCAAAUAAAUUUUAUCAAGGAAUUACAAUGUAAACAUCUUUGGAAAAAAAAUAAAUAAAUAUAUACAUAAAAUACUUCAGUUUCUAGAUUUGCAGAGGCACCAUAAACAUUCUUCAAAAACCUGCAGCUAUAACUAAAACAAGAGUUUCGUCACAAAAAAUGUUUCAGACUGUUCAGUUUUUUAUUUGGAAUUAUUUUGAAAACCGUUUAUCAUUUUCUUUCCAUUUCACAAUCACGCACAUUUUUUUCUUGAUGCAAACACUUUUGUAAAGGCACUGCAAAUAUUAAAACAUUAGUCCAACCAACAGCAGUGACGAACCUUCAUAAACACAAACUCCUGUAUAACACAUGGGAGACAACUGAAGAAUGCAAAAAGUGAUUCAACUAUAAAAACACAAAGGUUUCGCAUUUAAAAGAACAAAGAUUUCCCAAAGUCUCUGAACAAACUUUUGUUGUACCUGCAAAAUAUUCAAAAAUUAAAGCUGUGGGUCUUGUGUGAGUCCUAGAUGUGUUUUAAAUUAUCUUUCAGAAACCAGUAGUUAGUAGAACAGCAGUUAUACUGCUGAUAGUUAUAUUUAGUCAAUUCAAGUGCCGAUUGCAAACUCAGUUCCCAUCCAGCCACACGAGGCCCACAUAGAUUAGAAGUGCAGAUAUGCAGAGGGAAGAAAAAAA
Molecule: messenger RNA, 3669 nt
Organism: Poecilia reticulata (guppy)
Lineage: Eukaryota; Metazoa; Chordata; Actinopteri; Cyprinodontiformes; Poeciliidae
Source: RefSeq, a predicted model, not a curated record